CGAAAUCAAAUAAAAAAAAAAAAUAGGAUGUUCAAUUUUUUUUUUAUUUUCACACUUUUCCUUUUCUUAUUGUUUCUUGACUUUUUCUUUUCUUUUUUAUAAUGUCUCAUUUGGUGUAUGCUAGAGGUAUCUCACUUGUUGCCAACGGUAUCUUUGCCGGUUUAGGAUUGAGUAUGAAUGGUGUUAGUGUUCCCACCAUGCGUGCAACCAAAGAUCCUUUACCUGUGUUUACAACCACUUACAAGAAUGGAUCCAAGAUUGCCAUUGCGUCUAUUGUCAUCUCAUCUGUCUGUCAUUUUUAUAUCUAUCAUCAAACCAACAACAAACAUGCUCUCUGGUGUGGUAUUUUAUCGUUUGUAUCUUUUCCCUUCACUAUACAAUUCAUGCGUCCUAUCAACAACGAACUAUUUGCAUUGGCGGACCAAAAUUCCACGGAUACAAAGAAAAUAGACACCCUCGUGACUUCAUGGGAUCAUCAUCAAUGGUUUAGAACGAUGGCGGGGUUGUCUGCUUUGAUGAUCAAUGUGUUUUACUAUUAAAUCAAAAUUGUAUGGUUUUGUUUAGCUUUUUUUUUUUUAGUUAUCAUGUGUGUGCCUUCCCUACUUCAACUGCGGUAUUUUUAAAUCCAAUCAAUAAAGUUUGACAUUUUUUUUUACCUU
Halteromyces radiatus is the source of this 659-nucleotide messenger RNA. RefSeq lists its product as uncharacterized. The transcript has 3 exons. The record is from RefSeq and is a predicted model, not a curated record. NCBI's taxonomy places the organism in Eukaryota, Fungi, Mucoromycota, Mucoromycetes, Mucorales, Cunninghamellaceae. The coding region runs from base 102 to 539 and encodes 145 amino acids.